AUUGAGGGUCAUCAAAGCCUGUCAUUGGUUACAUAUUUAUGAAUUUGUUAUGUCCAAAUUACAGAGUGUGAAACGCAUGCAUUUUUAUACCACACCCCAGAUCAAAUGGUAGCAAUUUCUAGGCUAGCUUAAUUCACUUAAAGCACUCGCUCGAGAGGACGGAUGGCACUGCGGGGCGGAAGUGGCUCUCGGACUUUGCUUAGGUUUGUUUCCGAGUUAGAAGAGCAAGUCGUGCGAGAUUCUGACCCAGAUAGCCAGUCCCACAGAGAACUGCGAUCUGAGAGUCAUUCGGGCCGCAGACCCGGAGCAGCUGUGUUUUAUGGAAAGCACCUUUUUCUGGGAUAGAGGACAUGGCCAGAGAAAUGCGAACAUUUGGAAAGAACGGAAAAGGCCGACUUCAGUGGGGAGCAUUUAUGUAACCAGAGUACUGUGCGGACCUGUCUCUCCACACCAGCCAGCACUGCCGAGUGUGUUUUUGAUUAACCAGACAGAGAAAGGGGAGGGAAGGAAGAGCAGCGCUUAGGGGAGUUCGUCAGCCCGGAUCUAAAUGUUUAGACCCGGAGAUCUCUGUCUUGUUUUCUUAAGUACUGGAACAAAGCUUUGGUGCAGCCGGUGUCCGAGCCUCCCUGCUCUGGGUCAUAAUCGGUGGUCUGUUGGUCACAUGGCAACGCUUGAGUUCACCUGUGUGCUGUCAACACGUCACGCCACAGCUUGACAUCUGCGCAGCGAACUUCCGAGUACUCUUCAAGGAGAAAGCUAUUUUUAAAACAAAAUAUGGUUGUCACUAUAUAGCUUUUUAUGUUUUGUUUUUACGAUUCUCGUCACACCCAAAUUAUUUGGAAGUCCACGUUUUCCCUAUCUCGAGACUCAUUUGCAUUUUUCAGGAGGGUUUUUUUUUUCUUUUGGUGCUUCGGACGUACUCCCGACUCGUUUCGGUCUCGUUUUUGGACUGACCUGCACAAAGGAGUGCCGCGACAGCUUGCAGGAAUGCGGAGCUAAACAAUGCCCUGCGCAUCACACAGGUCUUUGAUCUCAGUGGAAAAUGUCCGGAAAAGCACGGCAGAGCCUGAUUAGUCAGCGCCUACCUUACUGGGCUUGGCUGCAUCAGCUCGUCCUAUCACUGAUCUGCCUCUGCUGCUUGGUCCCUCCCACAGGGGUGAGCGCUGGCGUGUGCAGGGUGACCGGGGGGGUGCUGGGUAUCCACUGGAGCAGCGUUAUUGGGCUGGGAUGGCGCCCCCUGGCGGUGGAGAAGGCCAGCGAGACGUGCUGGGAGGCGUGCUGCCUGCAGCCGGCCUGCGGCGCCGUGUGGAGCUACGCGGGGUGCUGCGUGCUGCUGGGCUGCUCGCGCCCGCGCCACUGCGCCAUCACCGCCCUGCCCCACCCCCACGUCCAGGCCCUGGGGCUCCUGCAGCACGUGCCCAAGGGCGCCCCGCCCAAAGCGAGGCUCCGGCGGGCCGCGUCGCGGAAGAAGGACGGUGUGACCCUCAGCCAGCAGGGGGCGCAGGCCAGCCACCCUCACCCCCCGAAGGGCGUUUCCAAAGACACUUCAAGCCAAGCCCCUCCGGUGACUUCGGCCAAUGGUGUGGCUCUCCCCCUGACGUCCAACAAGACCCAACCUCAGCAGACCAACUCGAGCGGUGAUGCGGCACUUCUACCUUUUGCACAGCAGAACUCGACAUUAUCAACUGGAACCAUGGAUACGCCGCUAUCCAAUAGUAGCAGGAGUUUGCCAACCGUGGCCCCGACCACCCAUGUCCCAACCCCGCCUACUCAGGCCACACGAGAGUUGGUGGUGUCUGCAGGGAACAGUGUGGAGGUGACGCUGCCUCGAAACGAAGUGGAGCUCAAUGCCUUUGUCCUGCCAGCACCCCCUGAAGGAACGGACUACACGUUUGAUUGGCGGUUGAUCACGCACCCUCGAGACUACAGUGGAGAGAUGGAGGGGAAACACAGUAAAACACUGAAACUAAGCAAACUGACCGUUGGGCUGUAUGAGUUUGAGGUGCUGGUGGAUGGGGACGGGGCGCACGGCGGAGGCUACGUCAACGUCACGGUCAAACCAGAGCCACGCGUAAACAAGCCACCGGUUGCCGUCGUUUCCCCGAAGUACCAGGAGAUCUCCUUGCCAACCAGCUCUACGGUGAUAGACGGCAGCCAGAGCACGGAUGAUGAUAAGAUUGUGGCGUGGCGCUGGGAGGAAGUCAAAGGGCCGCUGAGGGAGGAGAAGGUGUCGGCCGACACGCCCAUUCUCACGCUCACCAACCUGGUGCCUGGCAACUACACCUUCAGUUUGACAGUGACAGAUUCUGAUGGAGCCCAGAGCUCAACUCAGGCAACACUGUCAGUCAACAAAGCCAUGGACUACAGGCCAGUGGCCAACACUGGGCCCAACCAGGUCCUCACUCUGCCACGCAACUCAAUCACUCUCUACGGCAACCAGAGCACAGACGACCACGAGCACCUGGCCUACGAGUGGUCUCUCAGCCCAGAGAGCAAGGGCAAGGUGGUGGAGAUGCAGGGAGUGCGGACCCCCAUACUGCAGCUGUCGGCCCUGCAGGAGGGGGACUACACCUUCCAGCUGACCGUCACCGACUCGGCUGGACAGCAGGACACGGCCAAGGUCACGGUGAUCGUCCAGCCAGAGAACAACAAGCCCCCCGUGGCAAAUGCAGGGCCGGAGAAAGAGCUGACUCUGCCCGUGGACCACACCACACUGGACGGGAGCAAGAGCACCGAUGACCAGAGAAUCGCCACCUACCAGUGGAGCCAGAGCACGGGGCCUGCGGGUGUGAAGAUUGAUAAUGCGGACAGCGCCGUCGCCACGGUAACAGGGCUUCAGGUGGGCACUUACGAAUUCAGCCUGACAGUGACGGACGAGAGGAAGCUGCAGAGCAAAGACACGGUUAAAGUCAUUGUUCGAGAGGAACUGGACCAGCCUCCGGUGGCCCACGUCCAGUCACGGCCUCCCAUCUCCCUGCCAAAUCGGACCGUAACACUGGACGGGUCGCGAUCCACCGACGACAAGGGCGUGGUCAGUUAUCUGUGGACCCGCGAUGACAGCAGCCCUGCUGCAGGGGAUGUGCUCAAUAACUCCGACCACCAGCCAGUGCUGUUGCUAAGUAACCUGGUGGAAGGGAAGUACAGCUUCACGUUGACCGUCACUGACAGCAAGGGCCAGAGCAGCUCCGGCCGAGGCACCGUGGAGGUGCGACCAGAUGUUUGGGAGAGAGACCUGGUGGAGCUGGUCCUGGAGGUGGGCGUGGCCCAGGUGUCCCGUCGGCAGAGAGACAUGCUGCUCCGGCAGGUCGGUGUCCUACUGGGCGUGCUCGACAGUGACAUCAUUGUCCGGGAGGUGACCGCCUUCAACGAGCACAGCACUCGCAUCGUGUUCCUGGUGUCCGGGGGUCCGGGGCGCCCCCCUCUGUCCGGGCACAGCGUGGCCGUGGGCCUGCGCAACAAACUGCGCAAACAGAAGAACGACUUCCUGAUCUUCAAGGCGCGGAGCGUGGACACAGUCAUCUGCCAGCUGAACUGCUCCAGCCACGGAGAGUGCGACCCUUUCACUCGCCGCUGCGUCUGCAAGCCCUUCUGGAUGGAGAACUUCAUCAGGGCCCAGCUGGGCGACGCGGAGAGCAACUGCGAGUGGAGUGUUCUGUAUGUUACUAUAGCGUCCUUCAUGAUUGUGGUUGCCAUAGGAACAGUUGUCUGGGGGAUGGUGUGCUGCUGUCGCAGGAGGAAGAGCCGGAUGCGCAGGAAGAGCCGCUAUAAGAUGUUGGAGGCAGAUGAGCAGGACAGUCUUGAGCUGCAGCCCCCACGAGCUGGCCGCUUGAAGCCAGUGCCUGUCCCCACUUCCUCCUCCCUCAUGCGCUCCGACUCGGACUUGGACAGUGACGACGGGCGGGGGGGCAGCGCCUGGACAGAGCGGGAGAGGGGCCAGCUGCUGCGGCCCCAGAACGGAGCCCUGCGCAACGGCCUGGGGCCCCUGAGGGCCAAGAAGCAAAGGGAGGAGUUGCUAUAGCAACCACAUCAGGGGACGAAACCCCGCCCCGCUCACCGCGCACAAACCUCACGCCCCUCACGGACAGCGCUCCGACGCACAGGGGUUAGGCAUGGAGGGGGUGCGUCUGAGCCACUGGGGAUUCAAACCCCCUCCACCCCACCCCCGCCUGCCUCACCUGGCCCUCACCAAGCCAGUACCUGAGAGACUUCACUCCACCCUGAGAGACCUUGAGUUAUGUGAACAGGGCACAAACAGAGACUAACCCCCAUGCACCUCUCCGUCUGUGAUGUACAGCCCUGCACCCCAAAAUCACCACGAAUGUACCCCCAUACCCACACAGAGUGACACAGGGGCUGCUGCCCCGCCCUGCACCUCACAAACGGGGACUCCGCACCCCAGCCCCUGUCCCGUGAAGCGAAUUAACCGGAAUCUUGAAGGACUUGCUCCCUGUCUCUGAGCCCCGAGGCCCCCCUCCGCUCCUGAAACUCAGGAUUCCCCUGCGCGCUCGGACGCAGCGCAGUACCCCCCAGCUCUGACGCUGGCGCACAGGGCGAGAGCACAGGCAGUGGGCUCACUGUGAAUACUGGAGCCAGCAGCCCCGAAAUGAGCCUGUGUGUCUGCGUGUGCCUGUAGCAGCAGGCCGGUCAGAGUCAAUCAAAUCUCCCUUAGGCAGCUCUCAGCCCCGUAUGUCAGUGUUGGAGGUGGGAACAUUUGCUGGUGUGUUACAGCAGAGAAGGAUCAUGGGAGAUUGUGUUCUUGUGGAGAUGUGGAUCACAUGGAUUACACUGGAAGAACUCACUGGAUGACACUGGACUACACAGCGCCGGAGCCCCUCCCUCCCUCCCACAGUCCUUGUGACGUGGAGCGGGCGGGGGCAGCGCCUCUCACUCACCUCAAAGAUUGCUGGGUCCUGGCAAAACCACCUUGAGUUUAGUUUGUUUUUACCUGUUUUUAGCCAGUAAUUUGGUUUCUGAUGCACUUUGUGUCAUUUUUAUGACGUUGCUCUGUCUGUUGUUCUGUCCUGGUCUGUCUGGGUGUGGACUGAGUAAUGCUGAUCCACACGGAUCAUUUUGUGAAGGAGUUUCAGUUCAAUUUAUCGUCAGGCAGACAUUCAGACUCAAUUCCCCACAUAGCUCCUCUGUUAAACCUGCCUGUCUGGUUUCUGACACACUGCGUUGUCCCAAUGUAAUUAGAACAUUAGAUGAGCGUUACUUGUACUUCUUACUCAGACCCCUUGUGCUAUUGUGCAUGGUCCUUAUCGAUUUGUUACUUUUCCAGCCUACAUUACACCACUGACGUCAGCAGAGCACUCUGCAGUCUUGAGUUAUACCUUGUCUAGCUUUGGCAAUGGGGGAUCUUGGUCGCAUUCAAGGUCACAUACUUGUUUUCUGCUUCCUUCAGUGCUCAGGAGGGCAAGAACCAUGUAAUGAUGUUGCCUUACCUGCACUACUUCCUGUUUGCAGAGCUUCCUCUUAAGUCUAUACCAGACAUACAUGGGUGUUGUGGGAAUUGGAGUCCCAGGGCCUUGGCUGUCAGACAGCAGCAACCAAAUGAAGGGAUUCUCUUCUGAUUUUAAGGCUCGUUACUAAUGUUGUGUUUCUUUGUUUGAUUUUAUUUUGUUUUAUUUGAAGGAAUCCUUCUGUUCUGUGACUCUAUCUGGUACAACUGGAUUACCUGUAAAUUAAAGGGAAAUAUUUAAA
This is a messenger RNA of Anguilla rostrata (American eel), 5700 nucleotides long. Its product is annotated as KIAA0319-like ortholog. Bases 1043 to 4018 code for a protein of 991 amino acids. Gene Ontology annotation, cellular component: Golgi apparatus; membrane; cytoplasmic vesicle. Gene Ontology annotation, biological process: homophilic cell-cell adhesion; neuron migration. NCBI's taxonomy places the organism in Eukaryota, Metazoa, Chordata, Actinopteri, Anguilliformes, Anguillidae. The transcript has 22 exons. Gene Ontology annotation, molecular function: calcium ion binding. The record is from RefSeq and is a predicted model, not a curated record.